This is a messenger RNA of Fusarium musae, 1185 nucleotides long. RefSeq lists its product as uncharacterized. Bases 1 to 1185 code for a protein of 394 amino acids. NCBI's taxonomy places the organism in Eukaryota, Fungi, Ascomycota, Sordariomycetes, Hypocreales, Nectriaceae. The record is from RefSeq and is a predicted model, not a curated record. The transcript has a single exon.
AUGUCUGGUCAAACUCCCGCUUGGAAGAAAUUGGGCUUGAAGCUCAAGCAGCCAUCGGAUGCAUCUGAGCCCAGCUUUGGGCACCCAUCCAGCAGUACAAGCACAAGCAUCCAGUCAAGUACAAAGAGAAAAUACGACGCCCCGCCACCUUACAAUUCCUCCCAGGUUGCUAAGCGACCACGUCAGGAUGAAGCCACAACCAGUCGGAAUGCACCAGGACAGUUAAAGAGGCAGAAGUCAGUCACCUUUGCCGAUGCGCCAUCCAACAACCACUCUGCCAGGACACCAUCAAGGCCCAUUAAACAGAGCAAGGCCAAGAGCAAAGGCCCCGCAAAGAAACCUCAGCCCCAGGUCCCUACUGAUCUCAAGCCUGCGCUUGAAUACUUGAGGCUCUGGAAGACAGCUCGCGAUAGCUGGAAGUUCAACAAAAACCACCAAUCAAACCUCAUCAAGCACGUUUUCGAUGCCGAUGGAAUCCCCGCCUCUGACAUUGAAACCUUCUACGACUACAUCCAAGACUUGAAGGGCUUUGUGAGGAUGCGACUGCUGGAGAAUGCUCGCGAGGUUAGGGAUCAGGACCAAUCGGACGGAGCAAAGGUGUUCCCUGAGGGAACCAAAAACCUUGAGGCUAAUCAACAACGAUAUGAGGAGGCCCUUGCUAAAAUUCUUGAAAACCACCCAGUGGGAACUAAGAGAAAGGGCUUCACCGAGGUUGAUUACCUCUCGGACUCAGAAGAAGAGAGUGUCAUCAUUCGCCGACUUGUGAAGCGCAUGAGAGCUGAGCUUGUCAUUGAUGAGCUUUCCGAUGGCGAAGACACUGAGGCCAGCAUCGCAUCAUCACAGACCAUCACUGCAAGCGAUAAUAACGUCACAUCAACUACAGAUGCAGAGAAGACUGUGAAGACCGCCGACAGCGCUCCCGGAAAACGUCGACGAAAGCUCCGUGUGAAUGUCGAAGACAGCGAUUCCAGCAGUUCCGAGUCAGACUCGGACUCUGAUUCAGAUGGUGAAUCCGACACCAGCAGCAGCGGGAGCUCGUCAUCGUCCGAGGACGAAUCUGAGAAUGAGGCCCCGGCACGAGCUUAUCGACAGCCCGGCGAGGAAGAUUCAAGCGAUUCCUCGUCAUCCUCGGAUGAGUCAAGCUCUGGCGACAGUUCGAGUGAGGAUGAUUCAGACUCUGAGUGA